Messenger RNA from Aureobasidium vineae, 1128 nucleotides. Lineage: Eukaryota; Fungi; Ascomycota; Dothideomycetes; Dothideales; Saccotheciaceae. The record is from the annotation of a GenBank genome assembly.
AUGCACUUCUCUUCCCUCGUCGCAGCUGCCAUUGGCGGUGCUGCCAUGGUUUCUGCUGCUCCCGCAGCCUCUCCCCUUGAAAAGCGCGCCACAACUUGCACCUUCAGCGGCUCCAGCGGUGCUGCAUCUGCCACCCAGUCCAAGGCUGCCUGCGCCACCAUUGUCCUCAACAACGUUGCUGUCCCUGCCGGUACCACCCUCGACCUCACUGGUCUGAAGACUGGCACACACGUCAUCUUCCAGGGAACCACCACCUUCGGCUACAAGGAGUGGGCAGGUCCUCUCGUCAGUGUUUCCGGUACUUCCAUCACCGUCACCGGUGCCUCUGGCAGUGUCCUCGAUGGUGACGGUGCUCGCUGGUGGGACGGCGAAGGCUCCAACGGCGGCAAGACCAAGCCCAAGUUCUUCUAUGCUCACAGCUUGACCACUUCGUCCAUCAAUGGACUCACCAUCAAGAACUCUCCCGUCCAGACCUUCUCCAUCAACGGAGCCAAGACCUUGACCAUGGAUUCUAUCACCAUCGAUGGCUCCGCNCGAGACAGCCUCGGACACAACACCGGUAUGCUUCCUGCCCUACCCCGACACGGUCGGUACAAUUAUCUUACAAGACAUNNAGAUGCCUUCGACAUCGGAAGCUCGACUGGCGUUACCAUCACCAACGCUGUCGUUCACAACCAGGAUGACUGUGUUGCCAUCAACUCUGGCUCUGGCAUUACCUUCUCCGGCGGCUCUUGCACUGGUGGCCACGGUCUUUCUGUCGGCUCCGUCGGCGGCCGCGACGACAACACUGUCAGCGAUGUCAAGUUCCUCAACAACAAGGUCAUCAACAGUGACAACGGUAUCCGCAUCAAGACUGUCUCUGGCGCCACUGGUUCCGUGUCCGGUGUCACAUACAGCGGAAACACUCUCUCCGGCAUCAAGAAGUACGGUAUUGUCAUCGAGCAGGACUACGAGAACGGCAGCCCUACUGGCGUCCCUACCACCGGUGUCCCAAUCUCUGCCACCGACAUCUACAUUCUCUGCGGCAAGGGCUCUUGCUCCAACUGGACUUGGAGUGGCAACUCUGUCACUGGUGGCAAGAAGUCCACUGCAUGCACCAACAUCCCCAGCGGUGGUGCCGCCUGCUAA